Messenger RNA from Lotus japonicus, 1263 nucleotides. Its product is annotated as F-box/LRR-repeat protein At3g26922-like. The record is from RefSeq and is a predicted model, not a curated record. Bases 1 to 1263 code for a protein of 420 amino acids. The transcript has 4 exons. NCBI's taxonomy places the organism in Eukaryota, Viridiplantae, Streptophyta, Magnoliopsida, Fabales, Fabaceae.
AUGAAAGAUAUGAUGAACACUAGCAUACUGUCUAAAAGGUGGUGCAACCUCUGGCAUCUACGGACAGAUCUCAAAUUCGAUGCUCACAAUGUGCUUGGAAAUGGUCGUUUUCUGAGCAUUGGUGAUGAAAGGAAUGAAUUCGUAAAACGAGUAAAUCAAUUUCUCAAGAAUUAUAAAGGAACAAAGAUUGAUUCAUUCAUGGUAGAUUUCGAAUUAAAUUACGAACCGAGCAGCACCAUCGAUGAAUGGAUCAGAUUUGCAAUUGCAAGAGGAGUUGGAAGAAUCGAAUUGCUUACACCAUCUUAUAAUUACAAGUUUCCCUUUGGCUUAUCUUUUGAGUGUAAAAAUUCAACACUCAAGGAUAUGCAUCUCAAAGGGUGCAUAAUUUGUCAUCCUGCAACAAGGAUUGGCAGAUUUUGGCGUUCAGAUGUGGAUGUAAACUUGCUCACAGUCCUGCUAUCUAAUUGUCUCCUACUUGAAGAGCUUAGCUUAAUUAAUAGCAGCAUAAAUUCAUCAUCCUUAAAAAUAGAAAGCUCAUCAUUAUGCCUUCUCAAGAUUGAAGAGUUGGAUGAUAAUUACGACAGGCAUUUAGAAUUCAUUUCCUUGGAUUGCCCAAAACUCACAAUCUUUUAUUAUGACAACAGUUUUUCAGGGAGCUUAUCAAUGAAUGCUCCUAUAUUGAAGACCAUUGACUAUUGUGUUUACCCUCAUCCUGAGAAAAUACAUGAUGCAUUUGCCCUCUUUACCACGCUUCCUAAGCUUGAGAUUCUGAAUUUAUACAUCUAUAACACUUUUGAGGUAAAACCACUACAAGGUAUUCAAGCACUGAAAAAUCUCAGACAAUUCAACUUGAGCAUUCAUGCGACAUAUGAGGACUUUGAUAUUUGGUGGAUUUUACCUAUUCUUCAAGCUUCUCCCUUUCUGCAGAAACUUUCAAUCAUGCUAAGACGUCCAUUGUUUCAUGCAAAUCAAAGAGAUAUUAAUCAAGAUCUCAUAAUGUUCUCUCAUGGUGAGAUCAAAGAUGUUGAGCUAGGAGGCUGUGUGGGAAAUAAGUAUGAAAUUAAGUUUGCCAUGAAUGCUUUGAAAUAUUUCCACAAACUUGAGCAAAUAGUUUUGAGUCCUUACUGCACAAUUAAAUCCUUCGGCGGAGAAGAAGACUAUGUGGAAUACAAUCCAAUAUGGUAUAAGAAGAAUCGUCGUAAAAGAAUCCUUAAAGAGCUUCAAGGUAAAGGGAUUGAAUUAGACAAACUUAUACUCAUGUAA